Molecule: messenger RNA, 12633 nt
Organism: Cyprinodon variegatus (sheepshead minnow)
Lineage: Eukaryota; Metazoa; Chordata; Actinopteri; Cyprinodontiformes; Cyprinodontidae
Gene: chd6
Product: chromodomain-helicase-DNA-binding protein 6-like
Exons: 42
Molecular function (GO): ATP binding; ATP-dependent chromatin remodeler activity; protein binding
Source: RefSeq, a predicted model, not a curated record
AUGUACACUGGCCUCCUGAAGCACACACCGCCUCCGGCCUCCCCUGCUGCUGCCUCCUCCGCCUCGGACCAAGGUGGAAACACGCAUACCGCGGUUCCCACAAUCCCCCGGGCACACCUGGUCGUCGGCUCCAAGGACCAGCUUCGGAUCCUCACCCCUGUGGGAAGCUCUUCCGCAGCCAAUCACUGCGCCGCCGUCGGCGUCGUGCACACCGCCAGGCACACGGCCGGCGCUCCCAGAUCCCACGCCUCCAUCAGCGAGGAGGAUGAAGGAGGGGGCGGAGGAAGGGUGAAGAAGAAACGGAAGAAAAAGGACAAGACGCAGUGGGAGAAAGUAGGAGCAGAGGAGGAGGAGAAGGAGAGCAGCAAACCAAAGAAACAAAAGGCGGAGAGGGAGGCGACACCCGUGCUCACCCUGAGGAGGAGCAAGGAGCCAAAGGAGGGAAAAGACAGGAAAGAACGACGGUCAAAGGGAAAGGCUGGCAGGAAGGACGGCGGAACGGAUCCGAGGAACGCGGUGAAAACCCCCGAGCCCUCGGCGGUUCCUGUCAAAGUUCCAGGGAAAAGAGGACGGAAACCUAAGGUCAAAGUCCUCCCUCCUGCUGCGACCAAUCAAGCCGGGCCUCAAGUUAACAACACCCAGGCGGACCAGAACCAUGGGAAGGGCCACGGCCAGGCCAACAGCAAGACUGCAGGCCCCACGGCGCCAAAACAGAGGGGCCGCAAACCCAAAGACCCCGGUGCUGCGCCGGUGGAGAAGAAGAAGAAAGGGAAGAGAAGAAACCAGGAGGCGGCUGUACAGGAGGGAGCGGAGAGCGGCGACGAUGCCUCAGCGUCGGCCGCCAACAUGGGAGGGGACGACAGCCAGGACCCCCUGGACAAUGCCAAGCGCCGUUCAGGACGACAAGUCAAAAGGAGGAAGUAUAACGAAGACCUGGACUUCAAGGUGGUGGACGAUGACGGAGAAACGAUUGCGGUUCUUGGAGCUGGACGCAUCUCUGCACUAAACGCCACGGCGCUGGCAUGGCAGGCGGAGGAACCUCCUGAGGAUGAGGCAAACAUCAUCGAGAAGAUCCUGGCUGUCAGGAAAGUAAAGAAAGAGACGUCGUCCGAGGACCCAACGGAGGACGCAGAGGAGUUUUACGUUAAAUACAGAAACUUUUCCUACCUCCACUGCAAAUGGGCCACUUUGGAAGAACUGGAGAAGGAUCCCAGAAUCCAUCAGAAGAUCAAACGCUUCAGGACCAAGCAGGCUCAGAUGAAGCACCUCUUUACUGAGCCUGACGAGGACCUCUUCAAUCCAGACUACGUGGAGGUGGACCGAGUCCUGGAAGUGGCCGUUACCACGGAUACAGAGACAGGAGAGGAGGUGACCCACUACCUGGUGAAGUGGUGCAGUCUGUCGUACGAGGAGGCCACCUGGGAGCUGCAGGAGGACCUGGACCCGGAGAAGAUCAGGGAAUUCGAGGAGAUCCAGAAGCUUCCGGCAGACCUCAGACACAUGGAUCGUCCGCCUCCAGAAAAAUGGCAGAAGUUGGAGAGCUCCAGAGAUUACCGCAAUGGGAACCAGCUCAGAGAAUACCAGUUGGAGGGAAUGAACUGGUUGAUGUUCAACUGGUACAACAGGAAGAACUGCAUCCUGGCGGACGAGAUGGGUCUGGGGAAGACCAUCCAGUCCAUCACCUUCCUGUAUGAGAUCUUCAGCAUGGGCAUCCGCGGCCCCUUCCUCAUCAUCGCCCCGCUGUCCACCAUCACAAACUGGGAGAGGGAGUUUCGCACCUGGACGCACAUGAACGUCAUCGUGUAUCACGGCUCGCAGAUCAGCCGCCAGAUGAUCCUGCAGUAUGAGAUGUUCUACAGAGACGCGCAGGGUAACACAGUGUCAGGAGGGUUGAAGUUCCACGGCCUGAUCACCACCUUUGAGAUGAUCAUGGCCGACUGUCCCGAGCUGAGGAAGCUGCAGUGGCGCUGCGUGGUGAUCGACGAGGCCCACAGGCUGAAGAACAGGAACUGCAAACUGCUGGAAGGACUCAAGCUCAUGAACCUGGAACACAAGGUGCUUCUGACCGGAACCCCUCUGCAGAACUCGGUGGAGGAGCUCUUCAGCCUGCUGAACUUCCUGGAGCCUCAGCAGUUCCCCUCAGAGACCUCCUUCCUGGAGGAGUUCGGAGACCUGAAGACAGACGAGCAGGUGAAGAAGCUUCAGUCCAUUUUAAAACCCAUGAUGCUGCGGAGACUGAAGGAUGACGUGGAGAAGAAUCUGGCGCCUAAAGAGGAAACCAUCAUUGAGGUGGAGCUGACCAACAUCCAGAAGAAAUACUAUCGUGCCAUCUUGGAGAAGAACUUCUCCUUCCUCUCUAAAGGAGCAAACCAGCACAACAUGCCGAACCUGAUCAAUACCAUGAUGGAGCUCCGCAAGUGCUGCAACCACCCCUACCUGAUCACAGGGGCCGAGGAGAAGAUCCUGGAAAGCUUCAAGAAGAGCCACAGUCCAGACUCCCCAGCCUUCCAGCUGCAGGCCAUGAUUCAGGCGGCUGGUAAGCUGGUUCUGAUCGACAAGCUGCUGCCCAAGCUGCUGUCGGGGGGUCACAAAGUGCUGAUCUUUUCCCAGAUGGUCCGCUGCUUGGACAUCCUGGAGGACUACCUCAUUCAGAGACGCUACACGUACGAACGCAUCGACGGCCGAGUGCGGGGGAACCUGCGGCAGGCGGCCAUUGACCGUUUCUGCAAGCCAGACUCGGACCGCUUUGUGUUUCUGCUCUGCACCAGAGCAGGAGGGCUGGGAAUCAACCUGACGGCCGCCGACACCUGCAUCAUCUUCGACUCGGACUGGAACCCGCAGAACGACCUGCAGGCUCAGGCGCGCUGCCAUCGGAUCGGACAGAGCAAAGCGGUGAAGGUCUACAGACUUAUCACCAGAAACUCCUACGAGAGGGAGAUGUUUGACAAGGCCAGUCUGAAGCUGGGCUUGGACAAAGCAGUUCUUCAAGACAUCAACCGCAAAGGAAGCCUGAAUGGAGUUCAACAGCUCUCUAAGCUGGAAGUGGAGGACUUGCUGAAAAAAGGAGCGUACGGCGCCCUGAUGGACGAAGAGGACGAGGGCUCCAAGUUCUGCGAGGAAGACAUCGAUCAGAUCCUUCAGAGACGAACUCAGACCAUCACCAUCCAGUCUGAAGGGAAAGGCUCCACAUUCGCUAAGGCCAGCUUUGUCUCAUCCGGGAACAGAACCGACAUUUCUUUAGAUGAUCCAAACUUCUGGCAGAAAUGGGCCAAGAUCGCCGAGGUGGAGAUCGACUCCAGAUCGGAGAAGGUAACCAUGGAAACAGACUGACUGGGACUCCACAUCUAUCAUCCAUCCAUCCAUCCAUCCAUCCAUCAAUCAUUAUUUUAUCCAUCCAUCCAUCAUCCAUCCAUCCAUCCAUCCAGCGGGAGAAACUCUAUUAGUCCUCAUGAAGAUAAACAGAUCCAGAGAUGCUCCCCUGAGUUUAGACGCUUCAGAGGAUUUUUCUCUCAUCUCUCCAGGUGGGGUCGCUGGAAAGACAUUCUGAACCACGGUCGCUUCAAGUGGCACCUGGCAGAGAGAGACAUGGAGGUGAUCUGCAGGGCUCUGUUGGUUUACUGCCUGAAACACUACAAAGGUGACGACAAGAUCAAGAGCUUCAUCUGGGAUCUGAUCGCGCCUUCUAAGGACGGACAGGACCAGGCGCUGCUCAACCACUCCGGUUUAUCGGCUCCGGUUCCUCGGGGAAGGAAGGGGAAAAAGCUGAAGAACCAGCUGAAUGUUCCUGAUGUUAAAAACGCCGACUGGCUGGUGCACUGCAACCCUGAGGUGGUGCUGCAGGACGAGAGCUACAAGAAACACCUCAAACAGCACUGCAACAAGGUUCUGCUGAGGGUCCGGAUGCUGUACUACCUGAAGGUGGAGGUUCUGGGUGAGGCCGCUAAUCAGGCUCAGGAGGGGGUACCAGCCAGUAAACUGGACGUGUCGCUACCCGACAUCGACUACAUCGAGAUUCCCGUGAUGUGGUGGGAUGCCGAGGCCGACAAAUCGCUCCUCAUAGGGGUCCACAAACACGGAUAUGAGCGAUACAACGCCAUGCGGGCCGAUCCAGACCUGUGCUUCCUGGAAAGGGUUGGGAUGCCGGACGUCACGGCUCUGUCUGCUGAACAGGGAGGAUCGGAGGCGGUAGCUGAACUGAUCGACAGCAGCUGUAAAACGGAGGAGGCGAAGGAAAAGCCAGAGAGCAGCGCUAAUGGCGAGGAGGAACCAGAGGAGAGCAGACGGGGGGAGGAAACCUGCUCCAGCGUCGACAUUCAGGAAAAGGCCGACAGCGCGGCUCAGGAUGGGGCGGCUGACCACCAUGGAGACCUUCCAGAUUCUCAGACCUCCACUGACCUUUGCACCCAAGACGCACCCCUGGUUACCACGACGACGACAGGAACAGUGUCGGGGGUGGCGGCGCUCCACGUGGUGCAGGCGCGGCCGCUGUGGCCCACCGGCCCCGCCCUGACGGCCCGUUUCCGCCGCCUGAUCACAGCCUACCAGCGCUUCACGCUGCGCAGAGAGCCUCUGCUGAGACACGACUUCCUGCUGCCUGACGGCCUGGUCGGCAUGGCGAUGGGUGGGGCCGGGCACGGCCACCACGGCGGCGGGCCGCUGGCCUGGCAGCUGGGGGAGGAGCUAAGGAGGUGUUCGGUGGUCUCCACGGAGACUGACCCUCUGUUCCUGGAGUGGCAGAGGAGGUGGACCCGCCGAGAACAGGCAGACUUCUACCGCACCGUUUCCUCGUUCGGCGUGGUGUACGACCCGGAGAGGAAAGCCUUCGACUGGUCCCAGUUCAGAGCGCUGGCCCGACUGGAGAGGAAGACGGACGAGAGCUUGGAGCGCUACUUCAACGCAUUCGUCAACAUGUGCAGGACGGCGUGCAAGCUCCCGCCAAAGAACGACGAAGGGCUGGUGGAUCCCGGCCUUCUGGUGGAGCCUCUGACCGAGGAGCGAGCCGCCAGGACGCUGUAUCGCAUCGAGCUGCUGCGAAAGAUCAGAGAGCAGGUUCUCCGUCACCCGCUACUCUCGGCCCGCCUCCAGCUCUGCCGCCCCUCCCUCUACCUCCCCGUCUGGUGGGAGAGCGGUAAACACGACCGGGACCUGCUGAUCGGGGCGGCCCGCCACGGCCUGAGCCGCACCGACUUCUACAUCCUCAACGAUCCUCAGCUCAGUUUCCUGGAGGCUCACAGGAAUUACGUCAGGCGGCACCCUGCUCAUCUUCAUCACCCGCACCACGCAGGCCUGGCCAUGUCUUCCUCCUCUUCGUCCCACGGGCCGCUGCCUCAUUGCUGCCUCUAUGAGGCGGGGCUCGGCCAUCACUCCCCUCAGCCUCCAGAAUACCCCCACCAGCAGCCUCCACCUGCACCCGCGCCCUCUCCUUCCUCAUCCUCAUCCUCUUCUUCUCACCCUCACCUCCACCCUCCCGCCCUGGACCCCCCGGAUUCCGUUUCUCCCAACCUGGGCCUGGUUCCUGGCUCGCGGGUGGACUUCCUGGACUGCGCUCCGCUGGAUGAGAGCCUGGAGCUGGGAGCUCUGCAACACGACAGCAUGUCUGCCGACGGCCUGCACGGAGGGAAGAUUCCCAAAGACGCCCUGAACGGGUUCCCCUUUAACUCCGCAACGGGGGGUCAAAGCAUGCUCAACUCGUACGGAGUGGGCGGGGCCGACCUGGACUCCAAGCUGAGGAGCGACGUCCUGGUUGGUGAGCAGGGCUCAUCGGAGGAAACUGGGCUGAUGGCGCCGUCAGUGGAGCUGGAUCAGUUACAGGCUCCUUGGGACAGCACAGAUCACACCAGUCCAGCUGAACACAUGUUCAACGAGUCCGAUCCCAUCCUCGGUCCCUCUGGCCUGGAGACAGGUUUUCUGGAGGAGGAGGAUGAGGAGGCGCAGGGAGGAGACAGAGGAGGAGAAGAGGGUGGGACUCUGGAGGAGUGUUUAGGCCUCCCUCCUUCAUCCUCUCCAUCUCAUCCUUCCACCGGGGAAGCAGUCGAGCCGCUAUCAUCGAGCUACAUGCUCUUUAAGGAUAUCGGAGUGAACGAAGAGGCCAGUCCAGAUCAAACAGACCUUUCAGCAAGCCCGCCCCUCCCCUUUGUCCCCCCUCCACCCCUGUCGUUCAGCCAUGAGCCUCAGGACGCUCUUGGACAUGCUGACGUCCCAGAGAGCUUGGCCAAUCCCGAGGAGGAGGGAGACGACCAGGAGGGAAGUACCGGGUUUGAGUUUGAAGACAAAGAGGAAGAGGAGGCAGAGAAAUUAAGGGAGCAAGAAGCAGAAAACCAGAACGAAGGUGCCGACCCCGGAGUCGGCGUCCUGAAUCCGACCUCUGAGCGUCAGAUGGAGGAUGGAGAAGCGCUGGCGGGACGGGAGGAGAGGAAAGCGGUGUCUCCGGGCCUCCAGGAGAACUUGGAGUCCUCGGAUGAUAAUGAAGAGGUGCAGCCUUACCUGGGGAAGCUGGAAGCAGAAGGUGGCUUGGUUUGUCCCCGGUCCAUUGAGGAUCCUGCGGAGGAGGUGGACGGGUUGAUUCUGUAUCAGACUGAGGAGGAGCAGUCCAUGGACAGCUCUCUGGAUGCCGAAGCUUUUAUCCGUAAUGAAACGGGAGCAUUUUUAGAAAUGAAGGAAAACUCACAGAGUUCUGGAGGAGGUUUUGAUGUUGGCAGCAGGGAGGGUUCUGAGGGGGCGGCAGAGAUGCCUGAAGGUCGGCUGGACUCUGUCUCUUUGGGAGACACUGCAGAGGAACCGGCAGAGAAGAUGGUGACCCAGGAGGCUGAAGCCAGCCUGGCGGAGCUGGGAGAGGCCGAGAUAGCAGAACCCUGCAGCCCCGCUGGGUCUGCCUUGGAGGAAUCCCAGACCCGAGACCCAGCGGAUCAGAACCUGAGCAGCAAGAACUGCACGAGCGAAGCUUCGUCCUCCUCUGCAGAUCCAGAAAAUAAACGUGACCCCAAUGAAGCCAAAACUAAUUUGACGUUAAAUGUAAACAAUGUCAACUCCAAGUCAUCGGCUCUGACAGCAGUCAGUGAGGAGAAGAAACCGCUGCAGUUCCUGGUACCGGUGAAGGUGGAGGAGCCGGCCGAUGAGGUCUGCCUGGACGGCUCAGACAUUAAACCUUCUCCUUUUCUCUCCUUCCCUGUAAAAUCUGAGGCUGCAGAGCCCAAAUCUGAGCCGAUGGCGUUUCCUGCCAGGGCUCCGGUGCUGGAGGUGAAACCGGAGGAUCUCAUCAUGUCCAUGAAGACGGAGACCUUCCACGUUAAGCCUGAAUCUCUCCACUUUGUGGCUUACUCACAGAGCGGAAAAACGAAACCCGAAGUCAAACCAUCCGAUCUCCGCUUCGCCGUCUAUUCAGACGGAGGAGGGUUUAAGACCGAGAUCAAACCGGAAGCAAAACCAGACGUUAUGCAAUUCCCAGCGUACCCGAACGGCUCCGGGAUCAAAGCCGAGGUCAAGCAGGAGUCCUGCCCGGACCAGCCUGAGGUGAAGGCCGAGAUGAAGCGGGAGACGCUGGAGGCCGACAGCACUGUCCUGACGCCGAAGCCGGAGCAGGUCGACGGCUCGGGCACCACAGGGGAGGGUCUGCUGAAAGGCCCGGUGAAGGAGGAGAGGCCAGGCAGCCCAGCGCUGCCUGUGGUGGAGGGAUAUCCCGGCAGUCCCAGGUUUGCAACUCCCACCUCCAUGUGCGAUCUUCCCGAUAGCCUGCAUGAGAGCAGGGAGCCCACCAUCGCCCAGCUGCUGCAGGAGAAAGCUCUGUACUCCUUCUCCGAAUGGCCAAAGGACAGAGUCAUCAUCAACCGCCUGGACAGCAUCUGCCACGCCAUCCUGAAGGGGAAGUGGCCUUCAUCCAGUGAGCAGUACGACUCCCCAGCUAACUCCUGCCUGGCUAACAGCUUAGCCCAGCACCACCAUCAGCGAACUGGUUUCCUGGCGGGCCAGGCUCGGGUCCAGCAGGGCGGACCGGGGCUGGGCUUCCCCGUCCCUCCGCCUCUCACCAGACUACCCAAGUACGUGCCGCGGGGCGGCGCAUGCGGGCGCGGAGCUUGGCGCCUCACCUCCUUGCCUCUCUUGCAGGAGAGGCUGGUUGCUCCUCCGUUCCUCCCCGAGCUCAAGCGAGCAGGAGGCCGCAGGUCUUUCGACUAUGAAGCCGCCGCCGCCGCGGCCGCCAAGAUUCUGGCGGGGAAAUCUGCGUCGCCGAGCCACAGCGGCAGCUCCGGGGAAGAGAAGGUGCCGGUGGUGGCUCCCGCCUCCCAUCGGACCGGCGGCAUGCUAAACGGGUGGCAGGAAGCGGCCAUCGAUCUGACCAAGCACUCCGGAGAGGUCGGCGCCCCUACCAACGAAGUCGGCCACCAUAACGCCGCGGCAGGAAGCGGUCACAAGCUGCCCCCCAUCACCGCCCCUCUGCCGGGCCCCGUGGGGAUCGACAUGUCCGGGAUCCUGCAGGCAGGACUCAUCCACCCGGUCACGGGGCAGAUAGUCAACGGGAGCCUGAGGGGAGACGAUUCGCUGAGGAGGAGGAGAGGGAGGAGGAGGAACGUGGAGGCUCUGUACUCCGAGUUCGCCAAGAGUCGAGGGCUGCAGCUCCCCGAGACCCAGGCUCGGGUGGAGGCCAUCAGCCACUCCUCCGUCUCCUCCUCCACCUCCUCGCCGUCACCGUCUCCAUCAGAGCGGCCCGCCGGCCCCCCCACCCCCUCCUCUACCCCAACCCCUACCCAGACCCCCUCCCAGCCAGAAUUGGCGGCCAUCGACAGGGAGGCGGCCAGUAAAGGCCUGAUGGAGUGGCUGCGUCAGAAUCCGGGCUACAGCAUGGAUCUUCCAGCCUUCGCUCACUCUGGAGCGAGUCUUCUGCACGGCUUCGUGGAGCGUCCCAAACAGAGGCGACAUCGCUGCAAAGACCCCACCAAGCUGGACAUCAACACCCUGACGGGGGAGGAGAGGGUCCCCGUGGUCCACCGCGGCACGGGGCGUAGGCUUGGUGGCGCCAUGGCGCCGGCCAUUAAGGAGCUGUCCAGGUGGCUCGAUGCAAACUCUGAGUACUUUGUGGCGCCGGACUGGGCCGAGGUGGUCAAACACUCUGGUUUCCUUCCUGAGGGGAAGUUCUCUCGCAUUCUGACGGAACCGGUCAACAGGGACCCAGGCUCGCGGCGCCGCGGGCGCCGGCCACGCAGCGAGAUGCCGAAGCCCCUCCUCUCUGUGUCGGAUUCCUCGUCCGCCACCCUCAGCGCCCCCCUCUACAUGAACGGCGGGCUGAUCGGAAGCAUGGACUCCAUUGUGACCCUGCAGAACCUUCGCGGCGCCAUACCUGGCAUCCCCAUCUCCGGGAUCAUGGCGGCGGGGUUCCCACACGGGUUCCCUGCUGCCGUGUCGGCAGGAAGCGGCGGAUCGUCGGCCGAAGACGUGAAGAACGGUCUGAGCAUGUUACCCAUGAUGCUGCACGGCAUCCCACAUGGCGCCGCCAUCCCUCAGCACGCUCUGUUCAGCGUUGGCACCAUGAUGGCGCACGCUCCACCACACUCCGCUUCCUCCCCCUCCUCCUCCACUUCCGUAACAACGACGACCGUGGCCUCCGACGCGGCCAGCCCGUCCUCCAGCACCGCCGCAGACGGAGAGAGCAGCUCCUCCUCGGCGCUGGGCGGCGACAAGGAAAAAGCGGUGACGGAGGGUGCCAAGCGGCCGGCGGGGGGCGACGCUGUUACCUCCACCAGCAGGGUCCACCUGGGCGGCGGCGCCGGCAGUCAUCACACCUUUAACCCCUUCCUGAUCCCAGGCAUGUCCCACGGGCUGCUGUACCCGCACAUGUUCCUUCCUCACGGCGGCAUCAUGACGCUGCCCGCUGUGCCGCCGGGCGCCGCAGCCGACAGCUCUCCAGGCAGUCCCAGGAGGAGGAGGAACCGGGUUCGGGAGGAAGGGGAGAGGGAGAAAGGGAAGGAGGGGGAGGGAGACGCAGAGGAGAGAGAAAGUACAGUUGGUGAAAGCGGCGGGGCAAGGGCCGCCGACGCCUUCCUCCCCUCUACCUCAGCCUCCGAGCCGAGCGCAGCUACAAGCGAGGAGAACCAGGAGGCAGGUUCUUCGGAACCCCCCGAACCAAACUCUUAUAACCACAGUGAAAAAGAUACGGCGGGGGAGAAGGAGGACGGAUCAGACGAGAUGAACCCGGAGCAAGAGACGGCGUAGGAGAGGGGAGGCCCCCCCUCCCUCCUCCUCCUCCGCUGAGCAGCGUGUAAAGUCUGUGCCGAGUCUGUCAGUCAGCGUCCAUGUAAAGACUCUCAUCACCCCACCCCCACCCCCCAUUCUGCAUCCAGUCUGAGAACAGGAGGAGGAACGGAGUUCUGAGGGAGACGGAGCCUCUCCUGACCUCCCUCCGUCGCCUCCUCCGGACUCUGUAAUACUAAAGCCGCCAUCUCUCCCAUAUUCGGCCGGCGCUGAAACCCAAAACAGGAGACAUGGGCGGCGAGGUUCCCACUACGUUUUAUAGGGGACCGGUGGCCUGGCAGCCAAAGCCCGUUUCCAGGUUCUAAUCGGAUCGGUUCUGACUGCGUCUCCCUGAUGCAGGCUUGACGUGCAUGAAAGGCAGAUCAGAGCCCAACCCUCUCCUGCCGCUUCACGUUUCACCAAAAGCAAAGAACAAUCAAGGAGAUUUGUUCUGGAUCCGGCUUGAAGCGGUCCAGUCCAAUCAGGAGCUGAGUCCAGCCACCAGGGGGCAGCAGAAGGCAGUGGUUGGAUGUUUUCUGCUCUGCAAACAGCAGCUACAUGAUGCUGCUUUUCAGUGUUUCUCCUGAACUCGUUGGGAAAAGUGCAAAACGACUGGAAUUCUGACCCGGAGCUCCGGUUCUGUUCUGAUUUUAUGGAAGGAAGGAAGAAAACUGACUCUUGUAAUAUUUCAUCUGUAAAUCGUUGGCUGUACAUUGCUGUCUUUUUUUAAAGUGCUCCAUGUAUCUCUGUCCAGCGGUUGCGCCGAAGGCGUGGACCCAGAUGGACUGUACUGUACAUUAAAAAGGAUGAGAGUCUCUGGUUUUCCCUGAGGGGUAGAAAGGCCUCCGAUCCGUAUGAAUCACAGUGGCGUUCUGUAGUUCUCACCCAUUUUUUGCACAGCGUCUGUGUGGACCUGUCGGUUCGGUCCGUUAGGGUGUGUGGGCUAUGGGGGGAGGUCCGGGAUGUGUGCAUGCAUGCGCACGCGUUCUACUGGUUCAUCCCGACCGCUCACAUCUCAUUGAUGAAAAGAAAACUCCAUUAUUGUUGCCUUGUCACAACUUUUUGUGGCUCCAUAUAAUUUAUUCUAGAUUUUUUUUUUUUUCUGUAUUUUUUGCCAAACUUUCACCAAAUAAGACGUCAUUUUUUUCCCCCUUUCAUCCUUUUCCUCAGAUUUAAAGGCCUUAUGUUUGGUUGGUGUCUUUCGUAUCUAUAGUCUGUUACAUUUCCAUGGUCCGGUGGUGUCGUUGCGUUCGUUCGGUCCGUCUCCACGGCCCGGGGAGGGGAGGUUCUGCUACGUCUAAUCAAUCGGUCGUCCCUUAAAGCACAAACGUUUGCGUAUCAGUGCCUCUGACGUUGGGCUAAGCAUGUUCACUUGCACAUUUCGCCCCCUGUUGCCACGGUAACGCGGCCACCUCAUGAGGUCGUCGCUACUGGUUAUGUUAAUUAACAUGAGGGUCUGCGCCCAACAAUCGCUGGUUUUCCUUCAGUUCAGAUACUGGGUUUGAAGGUGUGGUGGUGUGAAGUAGUUCUGAGCCGUCAGUAUCUUACCAGCAGCAGAGACCUUUGCUCCCAUGAAGGAUCAUCCUCGAAAACUAAAAACUGAUCUAGCUGAUCGUUAAGAACUAAAAUAAACGUGCUUCGUCAUUUUUUUUAACUGUCUUUCUUUCUGUCAUUUUUUUGUCUCUUCUUCCUCUCUAUCUCUUGUCUGUCCGUCCGUCCAUCUCUCUUGUUUCAUUGUUCUUCCUCGAUUCAAACUUCCUUAUAUGGUUGUAGUCAUAUGUCCCUGUAGGUUGCCCACCAGGCUGUUGAAGUAGGCGUAUAUUUCUGCAGUUGCGUUAGCAUUUAGCCCUGCUAGCAAGUCUAGGCCAGUCAGUCUGUCUGUGGGAGUGGGUUUCAAACUCACAACCUCAAGAUUCCAACCUCUAUUCACUUGUCAUCUACGCUUCUGAUUUGGUUCUGUUUAUCUACUUGGGGUUUGGGGAAAAAAUCGAUUUGGCGAUAUGUCGUGAUUUUUUUUUUUAGCUCCUAAUAUUGAUUUAAAAAAACAAAACAAAAAAAAAACCAAUUUACUCAAAACAAUGAGGGAAAAUGGGCUUACUCUGCACCGCCACUCUGGCAGAUAGAGCUGUGCUUUUGCUGUGCGACGCAGCGCCAUAUCUGUAGUAGAGGCCGUCACAGUGGAACACGUGGACUGCCUCUAACCCCAAACAACAUGGAUACCAAAAUAACUAAAUCAUCAAUACCUUCUGAUGAAAAAAUAUACAGCACCUGCUUUUUCAUCUAUACAAUAAAAUUUUGAUAGCUGGGAAAAACAUUGCAAUAUUGUGGACACCGUUUCAUUCACAACACCUGUCCCAUCAAACAGAAUCAGAAAUACUUUAAUAAUCCCAGAGAGACAUUACUUUAAUUACAUUA